AAUUCCUGUACGAAUAUACCCAUCACUUUUGCCAGGGGCAAUCCGAAUCAUGCCGCCAAAACAAUCCGUCGAAGAGUCGCAGUCCGGCUCCGGCGCGCCCAGACCUGCCACGUCCCGGUCGUCCGCUUUCAGCGACAAGAUAGAGGAACUUUAUCACAAACCGGCAAAUGAAAAACAUCGCAGAGUACUUCCGAAAGUCAUCUACUACGAAGAACUCGAAACGAUCAGACGGGAGAAACCGAUUGUUGAUCCGAAAGACGCUGCUGCCCCUGUUGUGACGGUCGAGAUAUGGGAGCGCCCGGAGGCUGUUAAGGAGCCGGAGAUUACAACUAUUGGCGACGACGAUGAUGACGAUGGGGAGGUUAAAGUCAAGCCGCUUCCGUUUAAGAAAACCGCUGCGAGUCCCAAGGUCGAGGGGAAGCCGAACACUUCGACUACGAGUACAGGGGUCAAGAGGAAGGCAUGCAGUCUUAAUCCCAAACCGGUCAGACUUACAUCAACCCAUAACUUUACAGCUAUCAGGAAGCAACUGGGAUAUAGAAUGUCCAUCGAUGACCACUUUGGCAGAUACAAGCUAGCUGCAACUACGAAUUUUACCGACCGGUAUUCCAAGUCCGAUCCUACAAAUCCAAUUGCCGAUCCAGACCUGGCGACUAUGCUCGGAGACUUCGACUGGUCGGGGUUUUUCAAAAACCACAAGCGGCAUUAUAAAAACUUUCAACAUCCUCCCGCUGUCCUCUACAAGGGCUUCCCCAUGGUCGAAAAGGUUGUCUUUGUGAUGCAUCCAAACAAGUGGGACUCAGAGGACAGGGACGGCAAACAUAUGGAUGAUGGGCACUGUUACUGGGCUUCUAUCGCGCUACUGAUCUACGGCAGUGCCAGCUUCUGGUUACUCGUCAAAGCGGAACACCUCUGGUAUCUCGAGAGCAUCCUCAACAACCCUCAUCAUCCUCGCCACCAUUCCUAUAAGAGAAUGAUGGAAACCAAAUUCAAGUCCAAGUCAGAUGGCAUAAAAGGUUUAGCUACACCGAAACAAGGAGAAUUCAACCUCUGGGAGGCACUGCACAUUCCGGGCCUCUGGGUGAACCACGACCUGUGCUAUUUGACCGCUGAUCUCUACAAAGUUUUUCUCGUGCUUUACAAGUACGACUCGGCAGAGAAUGUUCAGUUCAUUAACAAGGUCUACGACAUGAAGACUUUUGGGGCCUACAACAGUCGACAUAUAUUUCUUUGCUAUGCGCAUGAAAAUCACUAUCGACCCAUGCUUCCGAACGACUAUUUAUCGUAUGAGUUCCGUCUACCACGCCUCACGCUGGCGUCCACAAAGAUGUACAAGCUCCAGACAGCAGAACACAACAGGCCAGUUGACGGCUUAUCCCACCACUGGCGGGCACCAUUGAACUCGAUUCCAUCUUCACUAUCGCUACCUCGAGGUCGUCAUCAAGAUUCGGUAACGGAAAGUCAUAUCUACAGAGUAGUUGGGUAUGACCCUCCCGUGGUCGCUUCCGCAAGUCCAAAGCGCAAAAUAGAAAUCGUUCUUAGUGACGAUGAUGAUCCAAAACCGCCAAACCCCAAGCAUUUAAAGGUUGAAAAGACGCCCCCGGCGAGUCAGAUGGGGAAUCCGGAAGCAACAAAGCCAGUAUCAACGCCUGUACCAGCGCCUGCACCUAAGACCACUACUCCGACGCCUGCACCCAAGCCUACUACUCCCGUGAAAUACAUUCCUCGAAUCCAUAGACUACCGAGCCCAAGGGUCCUUCGGCCGUUUAGACCUCCAAAUCCCAACUGCCCAGUUGUCAUCCCUCCAGUAGGCAAGGCCUUCGAAGCUUUUAAUGGCGAAUGGGAACAACUCGAGACACCCCCAGGCCAGACAACGUCAACGGCUCUAACUACUCGGGGCCCAUUCGGCCUCACCGCCCUCUCCUCCCGACCACCGCCCGACCUAACCAAGCUGUACACGUACUUCCCCCACUACGACCGCCAACUGCUCGACAGCUUCUACGCCUGGCUCAUCCAGCCAGAGAACAUCGUGAAACCAGCCCACCAGAUCCUAGACGCCCUUGAACUAGGCAACCAGCAAUUCGAACAAGCCAAGAACCCCGCCCUCGCCAUCCGCAACCUCCUCGGCCUAACAGCCGACAUCGGCGCUGUGGUGACCUUACUCACCCGCUACGACUUCCGGCUGCUCCUGGAGUUCUACUCCUACGAGAUGAAGGUGGAGAACAAAGCAGGCAAAAGCGCCGCGCAGCUACUCGACGAGUUGGAAAAAGGCCAUGAGAAGUGGACCAAGGGCGUCACUGCCCCGAAACACAGCGGUGUGCAUCCGGGGAUUAUAUAUACCCUCGAGAUGAUGCUCGGGCGGUAUGAUCCUACCUUACUAGCGGAUAUGGCACAGUGGGCGAAGUUGUCCAUGUCGGCGUUUGCACAAGCAGGCCAGUGCCAGGGUCUGGGGAAGGAGCAGAAGUGGAGUAAUGCGCAGUUGGUGCAGCUGUUGGAGGAAAAGCAUCAGCGAAGGGAAGAGGUGAAGAGGGUUGAGAUUGAAAUGAAGGAGGCGACAAGGAGAGUUAAAGACCGACUGGAGCAGCAGGAUAGAGUGUUGGCGCAACAUAGAGAGUGGGAAGCAAGGUUUAAAUACUGGUAUUUUACUUCUAGGGAACAGUUUUGGUCUAAGCAGGAUACCAUGGAGGUGGAGAUGACGGGGCGGCCAAGAUCGCCAAAUGCGAUGGAUCUGGAUGAGCCUGACUACAUGAUGGGUAUGAUGGGGGUAAACCCGUUUGCUCCCGGACCACCGCCAGACGGGACUAUUCCGAUGGAUAUGGGCCCGGACAUAGACAUGGACGGGGACAUGGACAUGGGAGUAGAUCCGCAGACAGAACAACGACAGGAACGCGAGAGAUACAUGGAAGAAGCGAAGCUGAAGGUGCGAGAUCUGACGAAUGUUGAGAACUAUAAGGACUUAUUUAUAAGUCCAAGGAAACCUCAAAUUGGCCUUAUGCUUGCAGAGAAGAAGCAAGCGGAGAAGGACCUCGAAAGGUUCAAGGCGAAGAGAAGGGCGCAGAAGGCGGAUGAGAAGCUGCGCGAACAUGAGAGGCUUAGGAAGGAGCAGCGCGAGAACCAAAAAGCCAAGGAAAAGGGAGACGAAGGUAAUAAGACGGAUAGCCAGCUACAAGAGGCACUGAGGAGAAGAAAGGAGCUUUACGAACAGCAGAAACGCGACGCAGAAAAGGAGAAACAAGAACCCCCUCGAGGAAGGUCUCGUGCUGGCUCUGCUUCCGGUCCCAGUGGUCGUCGACGCUCCGUCUCUCGUGCCGGUUCAAGUUCAACAGCUACACCCGGCACCGGACGAGAGCGUCGCGCAUCCCUCUCCAAACCACCUGGCCCAAGGACUCCUAGCCGCAUGCGUGAGGAGACAAGACGCUCUCAACUCGAGACGGAAAAUGUCAUUGAUGAGAAUCCAAUGGCUCUGGUACUUGCUAGACCUCCGCCUCCUACUCUCAAACUUCGGCCUGCUACACCUCCCACUUCUGCCACUCCCGUGGGUGACGACCCCUUUGGACCUCCACCCCCGAAGGACACAACUAGGCUCGAUCUGAAACGUACAGCUCCCUCUUCUUCUUCUUCCAAUGCCCCUUUUAGCUCCACAGCUCCCGCUUCUAGUUCCACAGCUCCCGCAGUUCCCGCACCCAGACUCGACCUCAGACCUAUAAAACCAGCCAAGCCAAUGACGAGAUCUAACCUCGGCUCCAGCUCCAACCUUACUUCUACCUCCAACCUCCCUUCCACCUUCAAAAAACCCACCACGCCAGGUAAACAGCCAGUGAAGCCCAUGCAGAGAUUCAACAUCAACACAGCUACGCGACACAGCAACUUUAACCCGAACGUCGGCUCCAAGCCUCCUCCCAACACCAACACGCUCAACCCAACGUUUAACCCACAACCACGUGGUCCUUCUUCUCGCCCCAUCUCUCACCCAAGUCCUAGCUCUGUCUCUACCUCUGGCCCUAGCCCAGGCUCCAGCUCUGGCUUUGGCUCUGGCUCUGGCUCUGGCUCUGGUGCUCCACGUCCACGCGCUGGUUCCGGAGUGGGAUCUGGCGCAGGUCGUCCCCGUGCUGGUUCCUUCGGUUCCGGAGCGAAGUCCCCUACAAGAAUUAGCAGGAAGAGGGGGGCAGCAAACUCAAGUUCGAGUUCGAUGAUGUCAAUGUCGGGCAUCAUUGAAGAAAACUUGGAUAAGAUAUCGAGUGAGAAUACGAAUAUAAACCCCAUGAAAUUGGCGCUGGGAAGCGGAAGCUCAGCAGGAUUUUCAUUUGGGUCCCUUACAGAUGGCCCUAGCGGUGGGCAGCAGCCCGUUACCUCUAAGCAGCCACCAAGGCAGCGCCCUAAGCAGAGGGUGGAAAGGCCCAGGCAAACGGUGGCGAGGAAGCCGUGGUUGUCGGAUGUGCAGGAGGUGGAUGAGGACAUGGAUGAGGAUUUAUAUGGGGAUUUGGAGGGGAAUGAGGAGAAAAUAAAGGUGGAGGUGCAGGGUCAGGGAGGGGGAGAUGUGGUUGAUGGGAGUUUGAGGAUUGAGGAGUUGGGGGAUGAUGAUGCGGAUUUUUAUGUUGAUGAUGGUACUUGGUGA
Molecule: messenger RNA, 4615 nt
Organism: Neurospora tetraspora
Lineage: Eukaryota; Fungi; Ascomycota; Sordariomycetes; Sordariales; Sordariaceae
Exons: 3
Coding region: 50-4615 (1521 amino acids)
Cellular component (GO): nucleus
Source: RefSeq, a predicted model, not a curated record